AUGCGGCCGAAUAAAGAGAAAGGAGGGAAGAAUCGUCGUUGGGGAAAGAUCGACAGUCAUUACUACAAUGGAGAGUUAGUAUUCAGAGAGGACCGCCACGAAUACGCACAAGUUACUAAGCUGUUUGGCUGUUGUCGGCGCGAGGCUUUCUGCUAUGAUGGCAGAACCCGGAUUUGCCAAAUUCGGGGAAAGCUACGGAAGAAGGUCUGGAUCAAGCACGGCAACAUCAUCCUGAUUGGCCUCGGGGACUUCCAGGAUUCUAGAGCGGACGUGAUUCUGAAGUACAGCGAUGAGGAGGCAAGGAAGCUGAAGGCCUAUGGAGAGUUGCCAGAGACAGCCAAGCUCACCGACAGUACCACGGUCGCACCAGAUGAUGAACAUUACGUUGUUUUCGACGACAUAUCAGACCCUGAGGAUGAUGACAGUGAUGCAACGACGUGA
Molecule: messenger RNA, 441 nt
Organism: Sycon ciliatum
Lineage: Eukaryota; Metazoa; Porifera; Calcarea; Leucosolenida; Sycettidae
Product: eukaryotic translation initiation factor 1A, Y-chromosomal-like
Exons: 1
Coding region: 1-441 (146 amino acids)
Biological process (GO): translational initiation
Cellular component (GO): cytoplasm
Molecular function (GO): translation initiation factor activity; RNA binding
Source: RefSeq, a predicted model, not a curated record